AUGGAUUUGAUAAAACCACGAAAAGACGGCAGACCUCGUAAAAGGUGUGCCAAUUACUUUUUAAUCUACCGUAUUCAAUUUGCAGAAGCUUUACGGGCGAACGGGUGUACCACUCCAUUAAUGACGGAUAUUUCUACGAUGGCGGGUGACGCGUGGAAGGAGGAACCAGAAUUUGUUCGUCAGUAUUAUAAGAAUGUGGCUAAUGAGGUUAAGAAAUUACACGACGAUUUGGUCAGGAAAGCUGCCGAGUCCAAAUCAUUAGAAGUUCCCAAGAACGUUAUAGAAAAUUCCCACGAGGUGUCUCCUUCACAAGUAAAUUCGAUGUCAAAUUUCAUGCAAAUGCAACAAUCUUAUGUAAUUCCUCACGAUAUAAUUAAUGUUCCUGGUUAUGGGUAUCAACAGUUAAACUUUAUAAACGGGAACGCUUAUUCAAAUUAUAAUGACAUGUUCUUUCAAACUUUUGAUGGAUCAAACUUUGGAUUAGUUGAACCAGAAUCAAAUAAUUGUUACGAAUAUUUUUACAAAAAUUAA
Funneliformis mosseae is the source of this 531-nucleotide messenger RNA. Lineage: Eukaryota; Fungi; Glomeromycota; Glomeromycetes; Glomerales; Glomeraceae. The record is from the annotation of a GenBank genome assembly.